This is a messenger RNA of Penicillium soppii, 2772 nucleotides long. Its product is annotated as PX domain-containing protein. The record is from RefSeq and is a predicted model, not a curated record. The transcript is spliced from 7 exons. Gene Ontology annotation, molecular function: phosphatidylinositol binding. The coding region runs from base 1 to 2772 and encodes 923 amino acids. Lineage: Eukaryota; Fungi; Ascomycota; Eurotiomycetes; Eurotiales; Aspergillaceae.
AUGACAGACAUUAAAGCGUCUGAUCCCACAUUCCCCAGCGGCGGCAAGGGAGAGCAAGAUGUGCCCGCAUCGGCCCCGCCAGGUCAAAUCCUGACAGGCAAGCAGGAACACUACCUCAAACGUGAGCUGAUCGCCCGACAAGUCCGCGGUGAAAUCUCCGAGCUGAACUCCCCCACCGCGCUGCAGCGCUUCGGCGCCCCCUUUCGAUCGGAAUUCGGCGAGGUUGCGCCCGUCGACUCGGAACUGCCUAUUCUGCGCUAUAUCUUCGUUCACCACGUUCGCAAUUUUCCGUUCUUAGACCAGGCGCGCGAAAAGGAAUUUUGGCAGGAUAAACUUCAAAUCGUGGGUGUUUUCGCUCCGCCGUGGAAGUUUUUGGAAUCGUUCGCCAAUAAGCAUGUCUCGUCUUCAGAGGACCGAUUGGAGGAGACAAAGCGCCGGAAGCUGGCGAGGAAAUGUGAGAAACUUGUGGAGCUCAUGAUGGUUUCGGGUGUGCCAACCGCCUCAGGAUAUGAGGAGCGCAUUCAAUUCUCUGAGAUUGAGGUCGUUGAGCGCGGUGCGCAGGACUCGGGACUGCUGGUCAAUAUCCCCGAGGGCAAUUCGAUCAAUGGUUGGGAUGUCAAUGUUGCCGCUGUUCGGACCACUUCAGUCAAACGAACAGUUCGAUACCACUCGCAUGCCGAAUUCAUUAUUCGGGUUAGUCGUGACGGCAAAGAUGAAGUCCAUGUUGGCCGGAGAUAUGGAGAGUUCGUGAAACUCCGCAAAAGACUGUGCACCGAGAUGCCAGGGAAGCAACUCCCCCCUCUCCCCCGAAAGAACAAGACCUCUAGUACGAGUUGGUGGGGCUCCGCUGCAGAUGACGACGCCUCGUCUAUUUCAUCCCUCUCGACACAGGGCACCAGCGCCCAAAAUGACCGGCUCUCUGCGCCAACCCUCGCCCCCCCAGGGGGCCUCCGGAGAUCAAUUUCCAAGUCAUCGAUGCGAUCUACUAACUCACCGCGCGCAUCGACUGGCGACGUAUCACGGGAGACUGUUCUAUACCGGGAGGCGCAGCGCCUGUCGCUGCGUGCGUUCUUGCGUACAGUCCUGCAAAACAAGCGUGUUGCGGAGUCCAAGGCGAUGGAAGAAUUCUUGACUGCCCGCCCUGUCAAGUUGAACGAGGAGGAGCUGGUUGACGUCCAGAGGCGAAAAGACAUGGAUGCCGUAAGAAUCGAGGAACAGAAAAGAUUCUAUGAAAUUGCCAGGCAGCGAGCUGCGGAUCUCGACGUGUACAUGGAGCGCUUCCGGAGAGACAUCGUGGAGAGCAACGGUCUGACAAAGCUUUUCGCUGAGAUUCGCGAGAAGCCUACAAUUGCAGACCUCAGUCCGCAAUAUCAGAAGUUCGCCGAGUGGCUCCGUAUUGAGGUUGCUGCAACACUAUACCACAUUUUCCUUGCCGAGGAUAACUCCCCAGAGCUGUUUGCGCAGGCCAAGAGAAUUCAUGGCCUUGUUCCAUACACCUUGAUGAAGAACGUAAUUCGCAUCGCCAAUCCUGCGGCUGUCAUGUCUGGUGUUCUCGAUCUGUUUAUGGCUCAGCCAUUUGGCUCGCGGUCGCUUUUGCAGCGUAUCUUCUCUUUGACAUUGAACGAAGGCAUCAAAGAUUUCCAGAGAUCGAUCGACACUCUGGCUGCAAAGGUUGAGGACCCAGUCCUUACUCUGAAGCUCAAGGCUUUCGCAGAUGCGGAGGAAGAAAUCAAGAAUAUAAUUCGAGAGGAGGCUGUCGCCGACGAUGUGGACAUUAUUGUGGCCAUCCUUCGCUCUGAAUACCUCCCUAACGAACUCACCGUUGAACAGAUUGGCAAGGUAUUCAACGGCUACGUGGCUUGGAACCACGCUGUGGAGAAUGUGGAUUUAGAAAUGCAACAGGGUGCGCAAUGGUUUGCUCAUAUGAAGCAGCUCUUGAAGCUUUACACUCGUCAGCGCGACAAGGCCAUGAUGCUCAGUAUUAUUGAGGAACCUGUCACUUUGCAGCUCUUCCGUGACCUCUUCACUAUCUUCUACGAGCCCCUGAUUCGGGUAUACAAGUCCGCCAACGUGUAUGGCAGCAUCACCGACUUUGCUCACUUCGCGGACGACGCGAUCGGUGUCAUAGAGAGCGCCCAGCGCCAGGAUGCCUCUGCCGACCCGAACCAAACGGUGCAAGCCUUUAUCGACCUCUGUGCUCGCCAUGAGGCCAACUUCUACAAAUUCAUCCACGAAGUGCACCAGCACGACAACGGCUUGUUCCAGAAGCUCAUGGCUUGGAUCGAGCAAAUUCUUGAUUUCCUGCGCAACGGCCCCUCAGGGGGCAAGAUGGAUAUCAACGCUUUGUUCCAAGGAGCUGCGGGCGUUGGCCAAAUUGACAGAGAUCUCGCCCUUUCUGAAAUCAACCAGCUGAUCAAAUGGCAAGAAGAUCGCAAACGCUGGCACUUGAACAAGACACGCCAGAAGAUGGCCGCUGAAGGUACUUCUGGGGAUGUCAUCCCUGGUGUUGGUGCCUUCAAUAGCAGUGAUUUCGGCCUUGAUGAGGCUGAUCUAGAAGACCUUACUAUCUCAGAUGAGGCCUCCGAUGCCUCUGACGAAGAUAGUGCAGACGAAGAUAUGGACGAUCCUAUUGCUGUUGAGCGCCGCCGACGCACCAAGAAGCAAGACCAACUUCGCCGCACCGCCGGAGAACCUGCCAAGCCCAAUGUUACUGAGAUUCUCAAGCUCGCUGAUCCUUUCAACAUCAUGUUGCGACAUGUGCUUGCUGACUGA